Molecule: messenger RNA, 329 nt
Organism: Funneliformis mosseae
Lineage: Eukaryota; Fungi; Glomeromycota; Glomeromycetes; Glomerales; Glomeraceae
Source: the annotation of a GenBank genome assembly
AAAAAGAAAAGAAUUAUGCUAUUCAAGAGAUUAAAGAGAACAUUAAAACGUUAGAAUGUGAUGUAACUAAAAUACAUCAAAAUCUUAAAAGCAUUGGCCAAGAAAUCUAUUAUCUAUAUGAUGCUAUGACCAAAUCAUCUGAGUCUAGUACAUCUGAGUUGAGUUCAGCUGAAGAAGCUUAUAUAAUAGAAGAGAAACUCAGGGAAUCAGUUUUUACGCUACUUAACAAAGUAAUACAUGUGAAUAAAAAAUCUGUAAUGGGUAAGAAAUCUAGAAAUAAUCAGUGUAAGACUGCAGGGCAACUGGCUUUAUCAUUGUUAAGAAUAUAA